Molecule: messenger RNA, 918 nt
Organism: Striga hermonthica
Lineage: Eukaryota; Viridiplantae; Streptophyta; Magnoliopsida; Lamiales; Orobanchaceae
Source: the annotation of a GenBank genome assembly
AUGGAAAACAAGAAAGCAAUAAACAAAAACAACUCAAUCUAUGGGUGCAUUAUUAAUGGUAUGAAAAGGAGCCCUUCAGAGUUAGCAUUUGAGGAGCUUCUUGCUUCUGUAGAUGAUCAUCAUGACAACAAGAAAUUAAUCCCUGAUGAUCACGUAAUAUUUGGAGUGCCGUCCGAUCAUCAUCACCAUCACCCUUUUGCCGAUCAUGACGUGCAUUUUCCUCUCAAAAAUUCGAAUAUUAUGAAAGAUUUUCCAAGUGAUAUGAUGCCGGCCGAUAAGCCGUUGUGGUCGCGAAAUUUCAGUCCGAAUCUAUCAAAGGCUUCGCCAACAUUCGAUUCCCAAUCAUCCGUAUGCGGGGAAAAAAACGGAUUUCGACCGUGGAAUUUCAGGAUGGAAUCUAACAGAAAGUCUGCACGGCGCUCUCGACAAAGAAAACAGGCACAGUUAACCGAGCUUGAACAGCAGGCAGAACAACUGAGACAGGAGAAUGCAGUCUUGUUCAAACAGCUCGCGAGUGCUUCUCAGCAAUUGAAAGACGCCACAACAAAUCAUCGUGUCCUUAAAUCAGAUGUCGAGGCUCUUAGGGCCAAGGUCAAACUGGCUGAGGAUAUGGUUGCCCGUGGCUCGUUGACAUCGAGCCUUAGCCACCUUAUCCAGAAUUAUCUGAACACGCCCGGACAAGAGUACAUGAGAAAUAAUAACAACAUAAAUUGCCCUGUCUCGCCCUUGGUGUCUGCACGUGGGGAUGACAACUCUCCGUAUUCUGGAAUAACAACAGGUGAUUCGAGCCUUGGGAUCGAUCAAACUGCGGAUCAGCCUUUUAGCCGCAAUGUUUCGACUAAUGGAGCUCUGUCGGACGCUGUGAAUUGCAUGCAGGAUAUGUGGACUUGGGAGUCUCACCAUCUUCCUCCUAAAUAA